AGGCAAGGAGAAUAGAAAAGAAACAGAGGCACUCUGUUCACAGUUCUCACAUUUCCAAACAAAACCAAAACUUCACUUCCUCUACUCUGUUUCCAUGCUUCCAAGUCUAGAAACCGUCGCAGUGUCUAAGAUGACUGUGGUUUCUCUACCAUCUGCUUUCAGAUGCACGCUUUCUUUGUUUACUGACAUUGUUUCUCAAUAAACAAAAGCGGGGCCAUUGGUCAUUGCUCUCAAACUCUUGAGCUUCAAAUUGAGUUAAUAAAAUGGAAUCGUUGAAUUUCCAGAAGGUGCACGUAAAGAAAUGUUCCGCCAAACCCCAAAAACAUCGCCACCUUCGAAAGAUCGCAAAGUUGUUGCACUACGUAGAAGUCUGUGUUGUUCUGGUCUUGAUUUCAAGGUUCUCAACCCAGUUACCAGUGGCAAUAAAAAACUCAUGCGAGUAUUUCCGCAACUUUAUGGGUAGCCCUCGCUUUGUUUUUCUUCUGGGAAACGUCAUAAUCAUGACGCUGUUCGCACAAUCUGGCCACUUCUCAACUCACGCUUCUGCAAAACCCGCCUCAGAACCCGAUCUCUAUCUGGAGUUCCUCCAGAACAGCACCAUCAAUCACAAAGUUGAAGCUGAAGAUAACCGUCGUAAAGAAAAGGCAAGCGCGAGAGCUUGUCAGAGUAAUAGAGGCGACGAAAGCUUAAUCGAAGAAAAACAUAGCACCAAAACAGAGGGGAAGGGUUACAGAAGGUGUGAAUCGGAGAUCGUAGCGCGUGUGCAGAGCGAGAAGCCUCGGCGCAUGCUGCAGAGGUGUGAGACUGAGAGAAUGGAGAGAGAGAGGGAGAGGGAGAGGAGGUGUUACCCUGAGGAUGGGAUGAGCAACGACGAGUUUCGUCGAAAAGUUGAGGCUUUCAUUGCGCGCCAACAGAGGCUACGAACGCAGGAACAUUCAGAGACUGCUGUGGAUAUUUUAAGAGCUGCUAAUUACUAGCAAGUGAAAUAAAGAUAAUACAAACACAAGAGAAAGCAUCCGUAAUUCAAACCACUGUAUUGUUACUGUCCCAUCUGGAAAAUGAAAAAGCAGAUUUAUGUUUGUCAUAAUGCAAAAGCCAUACUAAGAGAGAUCUUUUGUAAUUGGCACAAACUCAACAUGCCACUAUCUAUUGUCUGCCAUUAGGCGCAGAUUUGCAUUUUCGUUGCUUUUGCAUUGUGUUUUGCUUUUAAUUAUUCAAAUAACAAGUGUGGGAAAUAGUAGCCCGUGUCAUUUAUG
Messenger RNA from Abrus precatorius (Indian licorice), 1256 nucleotides. RefSeq lists its product as uncharacterized. The coding region runs from base 264 to 977 and encodes 237 amino acids. The record is from RefSeq and is a predicted model, not a curated record. Lineage: Eukaryota; Viridiplantae; Streptophyta; Magnoliopsida; Fabales; Fabaceae. The transcript is spliced from 2 exons.